AUGACUGUUGAACAGCUCACCGCAACAGCAAGCUCCCUCUCUCUUGAUGGGCGCAAAAUUGUUGGCAAUCUUGCAUGCCAGCAUGACACCUAUGCAACGCACAUGACCUCAACUGUGUGCCAAUGCGACAAGGUCAAAAAGGCAAAGCCUGAUGAAGCAUGCGAAGUUCAGCUGAUGGACACAAUCUUGUUUCCUGAAGGAGGUGGUCAGCCUUUUGAUACUGGGCUGUUGAAGACGUCCACAGACUCGUAUCGUGUGAAUCGUGUCAUGCGACGUGGCCUACAGGCUAUCCACUACACGGCAAAGCCCAUCUCGGUAGGCGAAACGGUUGAUAUUGAGGUCGAUUGGCCCAGACGAUGGGACCAUGCGCAGCAGCACUCCGGGCAGCAUCUCGUUUCUGCAGUCUUGGACAUGCUUGAGAUACCGACCCUGGCAUGGAGUAUGACUCCUGAAUGGUGCUAUGUCGAAGUUGCCACCUUGCCGAAGGACUUCCGCUGGGUCGAGGAUAAGUGCAAUGAAAUCAUACGGCAGAAUCUACCCAUCACGGUACAUGAGACAAAGGAGAAGCCAGCAAAUUUGCCGGACGAUUACGAUGCUUCUGCGGGCGUUGUUCGCAUUGUCUCCAUCGGUGGUAUUGAUCAGAACCCGUGCUGUGGUACACAUGUUCGGAGUACUUCAGAGCUCAAUGCUAUCACAAUCCUCCACACAUCAGGCAUCAGGGGAACAAACUUUCGCAUUCACUUUGUGUGUGGCGAUCGCUGCCGAAAGAUGCUAAGUGAGAGUCACGCACAGGCUCGGACCCUUGGUGCUCAACUCAGCUGCCAGAGCCAUGACUUGCCAGACAAGGUCACACUUUUACAGACGCAGUUGCGAGAUGCUCUGAGACGGGAGAGGGGCCUCAAAGCUGAAGUCGUCACAAUGGAAAGCACGCGAAUGGCCGAAGAGCUCCAGCAAGUUGGCAAGAGCUUCAUGUACCGCGAGAAUGCUGAUGUGGAGUUUCUCAAUAGCGUGCUCAAUGCACUUCCAAAGGACUUUGUUGGUGCGUGUAUAUUGGUUGCAGGCAACAAGGCAAGCGGUGGGCAGGUUCUCAUUGCUAGCAAUGAUUCCGAGCGGCUAAAAGCGCUUGGCGAAGCAGCCAAACAACGUGUGCCAACACUGAAGGGCGGAGGACGCGCAACUCGCUUCCAGGGCAAGGUGCCGUCACUCUUGCCAAAGGAUGUCGAAGAGCUGGCUUUGAUUUUGUAG
Messenger RNA from Protomyces lactucae-debilis, 1245 nucleotides. Its product is annotated as Threonyl/alanyl tRNA synthetase. Gene Ontology annotation, molecular function: ATP binding; Ser-tRNA(Ala) deacylase activity; alanine-tRNA ligase activity. Gene Ontology annotation, biological process: alanyl-tRNA aminoacylation; regulation of translational fidelity. NCBI's taxonomy places the organism in Eukaryota, Fungi, Ascomycota, Taphrinomycetes, Taphrinales, Protomycetaceae. The transcript has a single exon. The record is from RefSeq and is a predicted model, not a curated record. Bases 1 to 1245 code for a protein of 414 amino acids.